This is a messenger RNA of Mastomys coucha (southern multimammate mouse), 4080 nucleotides long. RefSeq names its product eukaryotic elongation factor 2 kinase (gene Eef2k). NCBI's taxonomy places the organism in Eukaryota, Metazoa, Chordata, Mammalia, Rodentia, Muridae. The transcript has 19 exons. The record is from RefSeq and is a predicted model, not a curated record. Gene Ontology annotation, biological process: protein phosphorylation. Bases 470 to 2641 code for a protein of 723 amino acids. Gene Ontology annotation, molecular function: elongation factor-2 kinase activity; calcium ion binding; ATP binding.
UGCGUCAGUCCCGCCCCAGCUCUGGUCUCAGCCUCCAGUUCCAACCACAACGGCGGCCGCCCCAGCUCCAACCCGCGCUCGGCUCCUGCGCUCGGACCUUUCCAGGCGACCCACGCCAGCUGCGGGCCUGGUUCUCUGUCGCCUGCGCUCGUGUCCCGGGAUUCUCCUCCCGCCCUGCACCCUGGAGCGCCCGGCCGCCAGCUUCGGCCAGCUCCUCCGGAUCCUUGCGGCCGUGGGCAGCGGCUGUCGCGCCUGCUCCCCCGUGGGAGAACUGAUAAACCUCCCCUCUGAAGAGAGAAGCUCAGAAAGCUACAAGAUUAACCGGGCUCCUCCCGAGCAUCGAGCAGUUACUGGGGGACAAACGACACUGCAGCCAGCAAAGCAGGCCACAAGGACUACCCUUGCUGCACGUGCGCAGUAACUCUGGCUUCACAGCGGAGCCCUCGGAUAACACAGGCGCUCCCGCAAUAUGGCAGACGAAGACCUCAUCUUCCGCUUGGAAGGUGUUGACGGUGGCGGGUCCUCCCGAGCUGGCCACAAUGGGGACUCUGACACAGACAGUGACGAUGAUGAGGGCUAUUUCAUCUGCCCCAUCACUGAUGACCACAUGUCCAACCAGAAUGUCAGCUCCAAAGUCCAGAGUUACUAUAGCAACCGAAUGAAAACGGAAUGCGGGUCCACAGGGUCACCAGCCAGCUCCUUCCACUUCAAAGAAGCCUGGAAGCAUGCGAUCGAGAAGGCCAAGCACAUGCCUGACCCCUGGGCUGAAUUCCAUCUCGAGGACAUCGCCACAGAACAUGCUACUCGGCACAGGUACAAUGCUGUCACCGGGGAAUGGCUGAAAGACGAGGUUCUGAUCAAGAUGGCAUCUCAGCCCUUCGGCCGUGGAGCAAUGAGGGAGUGCUUCAGGACGAAGAAACUCUCCAACUUCUUGCAUGCCCAGCAAUGGAAGGGGGCCUCCAACUACGUGGCAAAACGCUACAUCGAGCCAGUGGACAGGAGUGUGUACUUUGAGGAUGUGCAGCUCCAGAUGGAGGCAAAGCUCUGGGGGGAAGAGUACAAUCGGCACAAGCCCCCCAAGCAGGUGGAUAUCAUGCAGAUGUGCAUCAUUGAGCUAAAGGACAGACAAGGCCAGCCUCUCUUCCACUUGGAGCACUACAUUGAGGGCAAGUACAUCAAGUAUAAUUCCAACUCGGGCUUUGUCCGUGACGACAACAUCCGACUAACACCACAGGCCUUCAGCCACUUCACAUUUGAGCGUUCUGGUCAUCAGCUGAUUGUAGUAGACAUCCAGGGUGUGGGUGACCUUUAUACCGACCCACAGAUCCACACUGAGAAAGGCACUGAUUUUGGAGAUGGUAACCUUGGUGUCCGGGGAAUGGCUCUCUUCUUCUACUCUCAUGCCUGCAAUCGCAUUUGCCAGAGCAUGGGCCUUGCGCCCUUUGACCUCUCCCCACGGGAGCAGGAUGCAGUGAAUCAGAGUACCAAGCUAUUGCAAUCAGCCAAGACCAUCUUGAGGGGGACAGAGGAGAAGUGUGGGAGUCCCCGCAUAAGGACACUCUCCAGCAGCCGGCCCCCCUUGCUUCUUCGCUUGUCAGAGAACUCCGGGGAUGAGAACAUGAGUGACGUGACCUUUGACUCUCUGCCUUCCUCCCCGUCUUCGGCCACACCACACAGCCAGAAAUUGGAGCACCUCCAUUGGCCAGUGUUCGGUGACCUCGAUAACAUGGGCCCUAGAGACCAUGACCGCAUGGACAAUCACCGGGAUGAGAAUAGUGGAGACAGUGGAUAUCCAAGCGAGAAGCGAAGUGACCUGGAUGAUCCUGAGCCCCGAGAACACGGCCACUCCAACAGCGAUCGAAGGCCUGAAUCCGAUGAGGAUAGCCUGGGCAGCUCUGGACGGGUCUGUGUGGAGACGUGGAACCUGCUCAAUCCCUCCCGCCUGCACCUGCCGAGGCCCUCGGCCGUGGCCCUAGAAGUGCAGAGGCUAAAUGCUCUGGACCUUGGAAGGAAAAUCGGGAAGUCUGUUUUGGGGAAGGUCCAUCUGGCCAUGGUGCGAUACCAUGAAGGCGGGCGCUUCUGUGAGAAGGAUGAGGAAUGGGAUAGAGAGUCAGCCAUCUUCCAUCUGGAGCAUGCAGCAGACCUGGGAGAACUGGAGGCCAUUGUGGGCCUAGGCCUCAUGUACUCUCAGCUGCCCCACCACAUCCUGGCUGAUGUCUCUCUGAAGGAGACAGAAGAGAACAAGACAAAGGGCUUUGAUUACUUACUGAAGGCGGCAGAAGCUGGUGACAGGCAGUCCAUGAUUCUAGUGGCCCGAGCUUUUGACACUGGCCUGAACCUCGGCCCAGACAGGUGUCAAGACUGGUCAGAAGCCUUGCACUGGUACAAUACGGCCCUGGAGACGACGGACUGCGAUGAAGGCGGGGAAUACGAUGGGAUACAGGACGAGCCCCAGUAUGCACUGCUGGCCAGGGAGGCGGAGAUGCUGCUCACCGGGGGAUUUGGAUUGGAUAAGAACCCCCAAAGAUCAGGAGACUUGUAUACCCAGGCGGCCGAGGCAGCAAUGGAAGCCAUGAAGGGCCGGCUAGCCAACCAGUACUACGAGAAGGCUGAAGAGGCCUGGGCCCAGAUGGAGGAAUAACUGUCCCACAGGAUCACUGCCAAGGAGAAGGGCUGGGGGUGGGGGGUGGGACUCAUUUCUUUUGGGAGGGGAGAAGUAGUUUUGUUAUGGUAUAAAUUCACUUUUGUAUUCCAUUUUUUUUGACUCUUGACAGUCUUUGCAACUGGCAGAGACAUUAUAACUGCUCUUUUAAGGGUGGUAUUUUGGGGGAGUAAGGGAUUGAAGAUGCAGGAAAAUUUUUCCCCAUUUUUCUUUUUUGGUCCUGAGAUGUAAGCAAGUAUCUUUCUGUCUGAAUGAGCAGACAAUAUCAGGGCUUCUCUCGCCAGCCUUUGCAGGCAGGACUCACAUCUCAGGGUCUCCAGGCCACGUGCUGGGAAUCCAAAUGGAGAACAGAGACCUUUCUAUUAACUUUCCACGAUGGGUCUUUCUUUUAAUUUUGAGAGGGGUAUGUGAUAUUUUUUUUUUCCUCCAGUGGAUGUGAGAUGGUUCAAUACCCAGGCUCCUUCUUGCUGGGGGAGAUAUUUAUAUAACUCUUUCACCUAAUGUCCUUCCACUGGGCACGUGAUUUCUUGGCAUCCAUCUAAAUUCCAUUUUUUUUUUAAAGACCUCCUAUCUACUAUAAAUUUUACAAAACAGGUUUGGCCUUUAUACAUGCAUAUUUACUACCUCCGAGUCCUGCAUUGGGGGAUGUGGAAGCAGCUGUACCUCAAAGCUUUCACAGUAAGACCAUGGCUUAGGAGCUGGGCGACUUUCCUCCAAACAGAAGUGCCCUCUGCACCCCAUGGCCACAUCUACUAUGAGACUAAAGCAUCCUUGUUCAGAAUUCCGUGGCCAUUUCUCAAUGUGAUGUUUCGUGGGCUCUGCCCUCAGCUGCUGUCUUUGACAUUUUUUCUUGAAACUAGGUUUUACUUACUUGACUCUAGGUCAUCUGCAGCAAGCGGCUUCCAGCUGCAGCCCCUGGGGAUUUGUCUAAGAUGUGUGGGAAUGAAGGGACAGGAGUGUAAACACUGACUGGGUCUGGGCAUUUCCCCAGGGUCAGUCUGGGACUUUGAUGAGCUUUCUCUUUAAAAGGAGUUGGGAUUUAAUGGGAGUGUGAUUUCAGCCACAGGGAAAUGGCCCAUUUUGAUCCAUGGACCAACUCUAUCUUUGUUUAGAAAACAGAACAGCAGAAUGGGACAUGCAAGCCAUUCUCACCUGGUGGCUAAAACAGGCCUUUUAAGGAUUUCACUGUUGAGUCUGCCCAGUCAAAAACUUGUAGAAGCAUUAGAUUGUAAAGUCUAGAAUAUAUGUCCUUUGAGGAAAAAUCAGAGUCAUUAACCUUGGAGGCUGGGAGCUGUGGUAUACAUCUGUAAUCCUAGCAAAGUUUGUGGCCAGCCUGGGCUAUGUAAUGAGACCCUGCCCCCAAAAACAAACAACAAAAAGAGCCCGGUAGAUGACUCAUGGAUGAAGUUCCUGCCGAA